This is a messenger RNA of Phragmites australis (common reed), 883 nucleotides long. Its product is annotated as protein GAST1-like. The coding region runs from base 286 to 564 and encodes 92 amino acids. The record is from RefSeq and is a predicted model, not a curated record. The transcript has 3 exons. NCBI's taxonomy places the organism in Eukaryota, Viridiplantae, Streptophyta, Magnoliopsida, Poales, Poaceae.
ACUGUCUGCGCACCCGCUGGCGCCUCACAUGCCGGGCCUGUCCUCGCCGCAGUACGCUUCCAUAACUGCUCACCUAGCUCGCUCCCACUGAUACGGUACCACCACCGCCGCCGCUACCGUCCACCACCACCCUCUUCUUCACUCUCCUCAGUCCUGCCUCUGCCUCUCCUUGCUCUAUUUAAACCCGGCCCCGGGAAAACCUCUCGCAUCUCCUCCCAAAUAUCUCUCACCUUUGAAGAGCUCACCUCGGUUUGCAACUGCACAGGAAGAGGAGUAGGGGAAGUGAUGGCAGCUAAAAGGGUCUCCGUCCUGCUCCUGGCUCUCCUCCUCCUCGCCGUCGCCUUCCCUGCGGAGGUCAUGGGAGGCAACCUCAGGCCAUCGGAGUGUUCGCCCAAGUGCGCGUCGCGGUGCUCGCGGACGCAGUACAAGAAGGCUUGCCUGACCUUCUGCAACAAGUGCUGCGCCAAGUGCCUGUGCGUGCCCCCCGGGUUCUACGGCAACAAGGGCGCCUGCCCCUGCUACAACAACUGGAAGACCAAGGAAGGAGGGCCCAAGUGCCCCUAGGAUGAUCCAUCCUUCUUCUGCUGCUGCUGCGUCGUCAAGAGUCUCAAGACCAGCAGCGAUUAAUCCUUGUUUAUUCAUGCAUUGUUCCCCUAGUUAUUAGUAAUGCAUUGCUACAUCUGGAAUGCUACCAGAUCUGGAUGGUGAAUGAUGUUCCUGUUGGUGGUGAGACUUUGAGAGAGAAGAAAAAGUAGGGAGAGUGAGGAUUCCUAGGGUGGCACGUCAUGUUAAUCCCCUCCUAAACAAGUACUACUAGUACGACUACUGCUGCUCUAGUUGUUAUCCAUGUCAUUCCUUAGUAGUCAACUAAAAGUAUCCCCUC